GAGGACUAAAGAGUCAGUGACUGAACAAGCUACUGUCACACACAGAUGCAUGUGAAUCUAUAGGCCUGGUUAUUUAUUUGUGUUUGAGUAUUAGAAGUCACAGCUGAGUUCUCUCUAGAGCUUCAGCAGCAAAUAUGUUUGCUGUUUGAUUCACAGUUUUUCUUGUCAUUUUUACUGUAUGUAAUUUUUGGGCCUUACCUGGAACAGUAGGAUCACCCUACACAUUUUAUUGUGGUUUUAACAGUGUGGCUUUGAGUUUAGUUUUUUGUGUUAUUUAACUAGAGUCUAGAUAAGUGUGUGUGUAGUCAUGAAGGAGGAGAUUGCUGCUGCCGUGUUCUUUGUGGCUCGGCUGGUGAAGAGAUACGGCUGCUUGGACAACGACAGCAGAGAGCGAUUUGCCGCUGCCCUCACCUCUGUUCUGUUUGAAAACUACAAGAACCACUGGCACCCAGCAGCUCCAAUAAAGGGACAGGCAUACAGGUGUCUGCGUACGAACCGCGUGUGGCUCCGGGACCCAGUGCUGCAGCAGGCCUGCGAGCGCAGUCUGGUGCAGUACGAGGAUCUCGGCCUCCCCCAGGAGCUGACGGUGUGGGUCGACCCAGGAGAGGUUUCUUGCAGAUACGGUGAACACAGCGCUCCGUUCUGCGUCUCGGCCGUGGACAGUUGCCGUCGGGGGGAUGGGGAAUUUUCCCGUCGCAUCCAUGACGCCGUGGAGCGCGCGAGCCUGGACAUCCCAUCAGGAAACUCGUCCGAUGAGGAGGAUGGAGGUGCAGACAACAGCCUGAGCAGCAGUUGCUGCAGCCUGUCAGCUCUCUGCUCUGCUGCGGUACCACCCACCAACCCUGAACCCAAGACCAUCCCAACUGUCAGCAACCCCAACAGCGUCUAUCGGUUCAGUGAGUUUUCUGCUGGUGCUCCUCAGAUGUGGUUAAGAGAGAAGAGGAAGCCCUUUUCUGGGGACACAUUCUCGCCUCACGCUCCCCCAGCUGGAGGCCCAGUCUCCCAGUUCUCUGGUCAGAAAGGCUUCAGCUCCUACCGAGCCACCUUCACCUUCACGGGGCCGCGGGUUGACAAGUACCAUUGGGUCAGCAAAUCCCGCUAGCCAGCCCAGUCUCCUGCCUACACACAGAACUGGGGUCCUGCUCAGGAUCUGAGCUCUGAUGCUGAAUCAACCCCCAACACACUUUACAGGGUAGUGGUGUCUCUUUAAAUGAAAUAAGUUUAAUAUAUGUAUGUGACUAAUGCUGGUCAAGCAUUAACUUUUUAAAUUGUGAAAUAUUCAGUAUUUUAAUGUAACCCUUCAUUCUAGAUGUUUUUAAACUAAAAGUAAGUGUGAAUAAAGUAACAUGGACUUGUCAUUGAAAAGAAAUAAAGCGUCUGUCUGCUCUGCUGGUUA
Molecule: messenger RNA, 1396 nt
Organism: Betta splendens (Siamese fighting fish)
Lineage: Eukaryota; Metazoa; Chordata; Actinopteri; Anabantiformes; Osphronemidae
Gene: btg4
Product: B-cell translocation gene 4
Exons: 4
Coding region: 308-1102 (264 amino acids)
Biological process (GO): negative regulation of mitotic cell cycle; negative regulation of cell population proliferation
Cellular component (GO): nucleus; cytoplasm
Source: RefSeq, a predicted model, not a curated record